AAGAGCGUUUCCGACGUGAACGCCGCCGCUCUGAAGCUCGCCGAGUGCGGCUCUCCACCCGCGCGUUCACGAUACCGGCAUACACUGACUGCAUGAUGGCCGAGGGAGGCGGACCCGAGUCGGGUGGCGCGGCAGACUCAGACGCGGAGCCGGUAGCCGCACAGAUGCCAACCCCUUCGACCGAGAGUCAAAAACAGACUGUUGGAUCUCUUUUGAAAACUAAUCUAAGGAAAGGCGACGAAUGGUAUCUAAUAGACAGCAGGUGGUUCAAACAAUGGAAGAAGUAUGUGGGAUUUGACAGCUGGGACAUGUACAAUGUAGGAGAAAGAAGCCUCUAUCCAGGACCAAUUGACAACUCUGGGCUGUUUUCAGACCAGGAAACUCAGACCCUGAAAGAGCACCUUAUAGAUGAGCUCGAUUAUGUCCUUGUACCCACCGAGGCAUGGAAUAAGCUUGUCAGCUGGUACGGCUGCCUUGAGGGUCAGAGACCAAUUGCCAGGAAGGUGGUUGAACAUGGUAUGUUUGUGAAGCACUGUAAAGUGGAGGUCUAUCUGCUGGAGCUGAAUCUGUGUGAGAAUGACAACAUGGACAAUGUUGUCACACGCCAUUUUAGUAAGGCUGAUACUAUAGACAUAAUAGAGAAGGAGAUGAGAAUGCUGUUCAAUAUCCCAUCAGAGAAGGAGACACGGCUCUGGAACAAAUACAUGAGCAACACCUAUGAGCAGCUGAACAAGCCUGACAGCACUGUGCAGGAUGCUGGUCUGUUCCAGGGGCAGGUGCUUGUGAUAGAGCGAAAGAACGAGGAUGGCACGUGGCCCAGACAAGCGUCUCAUCCCAAAUCAAGUACAACCCCAUCCAGGAAUUUCACUACCUCCCCCAAACCCUCCUCUUACUCAUCAGCCAGUAUCUCCUCAACAUUAGCCAACGGAGACAGCAGCUGUAGCCCUGGAUAUACACUCAAUAACAGCACGUCCUCCGGGAACAGAUUGGGGGGCUACAACUCGUAUAGCUCCUCCUACAACUACAGGGAGUCCCAGUCGCAGCCUGGCCUUUGUGGUCUCAGUAAUUUGGGCAACACGUGCUUCAUGAACUCUGCCCUCCAGUGCCUGAGCAACGCAUCACCACUCACAGAGUACUUCCUCAAUGACCAGUAUGAGGCCGAGAUUAACCGCGAUAACCCAUUGGGAAUGAGAGGCGAGAUAGCCGAAGCCUAUGCUGAUCUAGUGAAGCAGAUGUGGAUGAGCCGUAGCAGCUAUGUGGCCCCACGCACCUUUAAAACCCAGGUCGGACGCUUUGCCCCCCAGUUUUCAGGCUACCAGCAGCAGGACUCGCAGGAGCUGUUGGCCUUCCUGCUGGACGGACUACAUGAAGAUCUAAACCGUGUCAAGAAGAAGCCUUAUCUGGCCCUGAGGGAUGCAGAGGGCCGUCCAGAUGAGAUUGUUGCUAAGGAAGCCUGGACAAACCACCGUUUGCGCAAUGACUCCAUUAUAGUAGAUAUUUUCCAUGGCCUCUUCAAAUCCACGUUGGUUUGCCCAGAGUGCGCCAAGGUGUCCGUCACCUUUGACCCAUUCUGCUACCUCACACUACCUCUGCCCAUGAAGAAGGACCGCACCAUGGAGGUUUUCCUGGUGCGAUCAGACCCUCAGUCGAGACCCACGCAGCAUCGAGUGAUCGUCCCCAAACUGGGUAACGUGACAGACCUGUGCAAUGCUAUGUCCAAGCUCUGUGGUAUCCCUUCAGAAAAUAUGGUGGUGACGGAUGUUUACAAUCACAGGUUCCAUAAAGUUUAUCGACGGGACGAGAACCUCAACCAAAUCAUGGAGAAGGACGACAUCUUCAUGUAUGAGGUACAGGAGGAGAACAGCGAGAGGAUGAACCUGCCUGUGUACUUCAGGGAGCGCCAUUCGAAACACGCCGCAAACUCCACGAGCACCAUGCUGUUCGGCCAGCCUUUGCUCAUCACUGUGCCCAGGCACAACCUCGUAGCAGAUGUUCUGUAUGAAAAGAUCCUGGAGAGAAUUGGGCGUUAUGUUAAACUACCCCAGAGCCCCGGCACUGAAAGCAGGGCCUCGGCCUCCGUUGCCAGCUGCAGCCAGGCACCAGAAUGUUCCACAUCUACAAGUGUCAAUGCCGGCCUGAGUGGCUGUGGCAGCCCCCUGUCCGAUGGAGCCUCCUGCAGUGCCAGCUCCAGUAACGGCAGCAACCACUCGGGGACCUGCAAUGAAACUAACGGGACAUACGAUGGUGAUGAGGAGGCCAUGGACCACCAGGUGAGCCCAGAACCGCAGAACGGCCAGUCAGAAGAAGAGGAGGAGGAGACGACGUCUGACUUGGAGAACGGGUCGAAUAAAGUAGAGAGCAAAGCAAAGAAAAGCACCGCGCCGGCCAAGCUCUUCACGUUCAGCAUCGUCAACUCUUACGGAACAGCCAAUAUCAGCCCGCUUCCUUGCGAUGGAAAUGUCCUCAAGCUAAAUCCACAUUCCACAGUGGCCAUCGACUGGGACAACGAGUCAAAGAAGUUGUGCUACGAUGAACAGGAAGCCGAGGCUUAUGAGAAGCACGAGAGCAUGAUCCAGCCUCAGAAAAAGAAAGCCACCGUGGCCCUGAGGGAGUGCAUCGAACUCUUCACCACCAUGGAGACUCUCGGAGAACACGAUCCAUGGUAUUGUCCCACGUGUAAGAAACACCAGCAGGCCACAAAAAAGUUUGACCUGUGGUCGCUGCCUCGCAUUCUGGUCGUUCACUUGAAGCGUUUCUCAUACAAUCGGUGUUGGAGGGACAAGCUGGACACGGUGGUGGACUUUCCCAUAAGAGAUCUGAACAUGUCAGAGUUCGUGUGUGACCCUAAGGCCGGCCCUUACGUAUAUGACCUCAUCGCCGUGUCAAACCACUACGGAGGAAUGGGAGGUGGUCACUACACGGCCUAUGGCAAGAAUAAAAUGGAUGGGAACUGGUUUUACUUUGACGACAGUAGUGUCUCGUCUGCCACAGAGGACCAGAUUGUGACGAAAGCAGCCUACGUGCUGUUCUAUCAGCGCAGAGACGAGGAGUCUCCCUCCAAACCUCAGCCUUCGGCCUCACUGGGUGGAGCGCCCGAAGCAGCUGAAGACCACAUGGACACAAACUGAGGAGCCCUGACGAAAAAAGAAAAAAAAGAAAAAGGGACGCGCACUGAAAUGCAUAGAGCAAACCGAGACACUUGGAUGCACACAAAGCUACUUUAGUGACAGAAGACUCCACAGACUUGACGUUAUUAACCCCCACCUUCCCUGUAUUUUGGUAUUUUGUCUUGUAUGUUGUCAACUAGAGCCAACAGCCUUGUCAGAGACUUCCUUCUUGCAGUGGGGGUGGCCUGCUGAUUUCUGAACAUAGUUUACUAGUCUGGAACUAAAGAGGAAUAUACACGGGAUAAAGAUUGUCUCACUGGAUGAACAGAAUGUUAGGAGUGCCCUCAAAACACAUAGGUAAAUAAUUGUUUCUGUCGCUCCCAAGACUACAGUCAGAAAUAUAAAAUAAGCCAAAUGCA
Molecule: messenger RNA, 3526 nt
Organism: Solea solea (common sole)
Lineage: Eukaryota; Metazoa; Chordata; Actinopteri; Pleuronectiformes; Soleidae
Gene: usp4
Product: ubiquitin specific peptidase 4 (proto-oncogene)
Exons: 22
Coding region: 93-3128 (1011 amino acids)
Biological process (GO): protein deubiquitination
Molecular function (GO): cysteine-type deubiquitinase activity
Source: RefSeq, a predicted model, not a curated record